This is a messenger RNA of Epinephelus fuscoguttatus (brown-marbled grouper), 3744 nucleotides long. It is a transcript of the gene coq7, whose product is annotated as coenzyme Q7 homolog, ubiquinone (yeast). The transcript is spliced from 6 exons. Gene Ontology annotation, biological process: determination of adult lifespan; regulation of gene expression; ubiquinone biosynthetic process. The coding region runs from base 114 to 779 and encodes 221 amino acids. Gene Ontology annotation, molecular function: 3-demethoxyubiquinol 3-hydroxylase activity. Lineage: Eukaryota; Metazoa; Chordata; Actinopteri; Perciformes; Serranidae. The record is from RefSeq and is a predicted model, not a curated record. Gene Ontology annotation, cellular component: nucleus; mitochondrial inner membrane.
UGUGACGUCAUAAGCCUGCGCCACGUCCACUCUGACAUUUUCAAUGACAGUUUACACAACUUUGUUUUACGUUUCUUUGAUAACGCGGGUGGUUAAAGCAUAAAGUGACUACCAUGCACGGAGCCGCGCGGACAGCUUUACAUGGCUGGUCUAACGCAGUCGGCCCUGCGAUGAUCCGCCAGUGUUUAAAACGCAGAGUGCCCCUGCAGCUAAGCUCACGCGCGUACAGUGUGGUCCCGACCCCGUGCGACAGUGAGGAGAAGGAGAUGUUGGACCGAAUCCUGCGCGUAGACCACGCUGGUGAAUACGGAGCCAACCGCAUUUACGCCGGCCAGAUGGCAGUGUUGGGCCGAUCUAGCGCCGGGCCUCUCAUCCAGGAAAUGUGGGAUCAAGAAAAGAAACACCUCAAUAAAUUCAAUGAAAUUCUGUCUGAGAACAGAGUUCGACCCACAGCGCUGUUACCCCUCUGGAACAUUGCUGGGUUUGCAUUAGGUGCAUCCACUGCACUGUUUGGAAAAGAGAUGGCCAUGGCCUGCACUGUGGCGGUGGAAGAGAGUAUUUCCGAACAUUACAACAGCCAGAUCAGAGCUCUGAUGGAGAGGGACCCCGAGCGAUACACCGAACUGUUACAAGUUAUAAAGGAAUUCAGAGAUGAUGAGCUGGAGCAUCAUGACACAGGACUGGAGCAUGAUGCAGAAUCAGUACCUGGAUACUGGUUACUAAAAAAUGCAAUACAGCUUGGCUGCAAAGCUGCAAUAUAUGCCUCUCAGCGGGUCUAACGUCGUGUUUAGAACAGUUAAGAAUUUUCACCGGUGGAUGUUUGAUAUGUGGACUCGAUUUGUAUAAAUGAUUUGAACUUCAAUGGAAGUUUCUGCUCCACUGUAAAUUAACAUUUAUCUUCGUACUAUUGCAAGAUGUAAAGGUUCUGUAUGCGACAUUCGGAGCAUUGAUAGCAGCAAACCAGUGUUUUCUCUGUAAAGAUAUAGUGGAGUAAUGGCGACCUGAGCAGAGAAUGACGUCACUCUACCUCUGCGUGAACUGUAAUUCGAGCUUCUCUGUGGUUUGUUGUGGUAAGCCGGUCCAGCCAUGCGUGCCUGUUAAUGCAUGGGUGUAUUCCUCUGGCUAGCUCAUUGCUUCCACUUUGCACUGUGGUCAGACAGCGGUUACCACUGAUUUUUGCUGACAGCUGCAUCGCAUAAGUGUAGCGCCUGGUUAACACUGUUAGCUCUGUCAGCACUGCUGCCAUUGUUUAGUGCUGUUCAUGGAUUUAGCACUGUUAGCUGCUAGCCGCCAGCUCAGCCACCUCCAUGUUGAGAAUCGUUUUCAGACAUCUCAUAUGCUUUUAAUUUCACACAGAGCUGCUUUAGUCUUGUAUACAAACAUUCACAGUUAUCUGCAUUAACCAAAAUUUUACUGCUUUGUACAGUGUAUAAUACAUGGACUAGGGAUAUCCCGUUCUGAUCUCAUAGAUUGGUAACAGGGCUGAUCAAGUAAUUUUUUUUAACCGAUCAGGAUCAGCCAGAUUAUUUAGCGCAGUCCGAUCCUUUGUUUUGUGUCAGCUGUCACACUGGUGCUUUUUUUUCAUGAAGCUUUAAUGCGCAGCGAUAAACAGCGGAACCGUCGUCAACUCUUCAGCUCUCUGCUGUCUGUUUGGCUGUCCACUCCGUGUGUGUGUUAAGAGCAGGGGCUGAACCCCUCUUGCAGUGAAACACCACACACCAUAAAGACAACAAAACACAGCACGAGACUGUUUUUCAACACAGACACUCACAACACCACUUGAAGUGCAACAAAAGACCUGCGAGCAAACUGCCAGUAAGAGUAAUUUAUGAAUUUAAUCUACACAAAAGAUGUACGGAUGGCGAAAAUAAAAACUCACUGGAAUACGAUUCAUUCCAUAUGGUCAUUGGUUUAUUCAGGUAACUCAGGGAAAAGCUGCACCAAAGCAACAAACACUGGAGAGUAGCCUACUCUCUUUAAGGGACAGAAAAAGUCCCUCAGGAUGCCGACAGGGCCAAAAAGAUAAAAUAAUUGGUUUGUUGAGUUAUACUUCAUUUUGUAAAAAAAGAGAGGCAUUUUUUUAAUGCAUUGCAGAGUCAUUCAGUUGUCAAGCAUAUACAUUGGAUUGAUUUUAGUCACUUAAGUGUACUUUAAGUGUGCACUGUGCAGCUGUGUUAACUAGGACAAUAUAAGUAUCAGAUCGGGACUCGGAAUCGGCAGAUACUACCUACUGAAUGACUUGGAAUCGGGCUAAAACACUUGAUCAGGACGUCCCUAUCAUGGACUGCUUUAAUCGGUGGAGGUAACCACUCCUGAUUUAAAUAGCAGAUCUCUACACUGUUGUAUCAGCGUAAAUCCUUUCUCACUUUUUUGUUGCAGUGCUACCCCUGAGAGGCAGCCUGUCUGAUAAAUGAUGCUGGUGCGAAAAUUGGUUAAAAGAAAAAAAAAAGACUUUUGCAUAAACAAAUAGGAGUUAACAGAAUAAAUACUCCAAUUAACAACUAUGUGAUCUUAUUAAUGCUUGUUUCUUUGAUAUCUGAGUAUUCUAUUUUCCUGACAGUGCAGCAGUUGACAAAAGACAACCAUCUUAGGCUUGCCGUUCACCAAAACGAAUACCUAAAAUACUGUAAUGAGGACAUAUUGUAACAAGCAUACACAGCCAUCAUACCCUUCAACAAACUCUCCUGUUUCACAUGUUAUAGUUCAUAUAUCAAGCUGAGCAAUGAGUUGUCAUCCUGGCCUAACUGCUAAGCGCCCUCACACAGCUGUUCUGGGACAUUGGGUCACUGAGAAAGAGGGAUUGACACGGGCUUGUCCAGGGGCCCCUAAUCUAUUAGGCCUUUCAGCAGGUUGAGCGAAGUGUUCAUUCCCCUCCUAGUCAAUAUCAGUUUGUCCUCACUGUACAUUGAGUACUGACCCAAGACCUCUUUACCCGUGGUUCAGCCUUUUCAUGCACCGGGGACAUGAUGAUGCCGUGAUUUAUGGGCAAUGGUGGGGGCUGAUAGGACUUAAAUGAAGUCCUUUGAUGGUAAUUUGUCUCUCUGCUCUAGCAAGCAAUAAGGUGGCUAAAUUGAAAACCUCUCACUAUAUAUGAACACAGGUGGGUGACAAAUGAAAGGAAAAACCAACAUAAUGUAUCAAAAGGUUGGGCCACCAUGAGCUGCCAGAACAGCUGCAAUCUACGAGUCUGUGGAAAUGGGGACGACAACAUUAUUCCAAAAAAUACUCCCGCAUUUGGUGAAAAUCUGGCGACUGCAAAGGCAACUGCAUAGUGAUUCAUUGGACACAUGGCACAUCAAUGAACACCACUGACCACUCGGUGAGUUUCAUGGCUUUGAAAAUGAACAUUUAGGGUGGUUUUAGGGACAGGUUCACACAUGGCCAUAGGCAGCAGUGUUAAGCCAGGCAGGGGAAAGCCAAAUUCUCCAAAAAGAAGUAAUUGUCACAAUUUUGGUCUUAACCACUCUAUUUCAUCAUAAACAAAUGGGGCUCAAAGUGCAAAAUACUGAACCUCUCCUUUAAUUCCCAAGAAAAAUGACUGAAAUGAAGAAAAAUGACUGCAGUAGUCUCGGGUCCCCAGCUCCAAUCAGUGGAUCCACUGCCAAGUGGCUGUGCUAAUUUCUGCCCUGUUUCCAGCAUGAUGCAAUAACAUGGCACAGCAAAAUACCAUCUACCUCUGUCUAAGCAGCUCUUGAACAUCAUGCAAAAUAAACACCAAGUGUAAAAUAAAGACUGAAUAAGGGA